This is a messenger RNA of Ctenocephalides felis (cat flea), 2868 nucleotides long. RefSeq names its product kinetochore-associated protein 1-like. Gene Ontology annotation, cellular component: cytoplasm; kinetochore microtubule; RZZ complex. NCBI's taxonomy places the organism in Eukaryota, Metazoa, Arthropoda, Insecta, Siphonaptera, Pulicidae. Gene Ontology annotation, molecular function: small GTPase binding. The coding region runs from base 1 to 2868 and encodes 955 amino acids. Gene Ontology annotation, biological process: mitotic sister chromatid segregation; protein localization to kinetochore involved in kinetochore assembly; mitotic spindle assembly checkpoint signaling. The record is from RefSeq and is a predicted model, not a curated record. The transcript has 18 exons.
AUGCAUGGCGAUCUUGAUUUGGUUUAUCCAUAUGCUUUGCAGUUGAUGAACCUACAUUGCUGUUGCAGUGAAUGGGAAAAUGAUUCCAGUCCAUACUUCUUAUUUUAUAAAUGGAUAUGCAUUGGUGCUGAAGAUGCCGAUGACUAUUUGAUGGAAACAAAUCAGGGGCAUGAUGUAAAGCUGCCGUCUGUUACAACUGUUUACAGAGAUGCAUCUACUUUGUCUGAUGGUAGAAAUGUUCGUAAAAUCAUAAGCUUAAUGAUUAGCAAUAUUUUUUCCACAAACUUUAUUGGCAGUGAAUUUAAUCCAGUAUUCAAGGGUUCAAGUAGCAGCUGCUUGAAUUUAUUGACAAAAUUUCCCAGUAACCGACUUUUGACUCAAUUACGAAUAAUUCAGUUAUUGAAUAUACAUAAUGAUGGCUCUAUAAGUCGAGAACACUUGCAAAGCCUGAUUCCUCCAUUAAUAGAAAAGACAUUGCUAAAAAUGACAGCUCGUAGUAAAUUUGAUAUAAGCAAUUCGUUGGCGGUUUUGAAAUUGUCAAAUAGUCCAGAUGAAGUGUGUGAAAAAUUGAUGACAAUGCUAUCAGGUCAACCACUGCGUCAGCUCAAUAUUGCUUCAUUAGCUCAAGAAUUUCAGAAAGUUAUCGGAAGUUAUUCUCAAGAAAAUUACUUUAAUUUAGUAUUUAACAAAAAAUGUUGUAACUGGGCAAUUAAAUUGAAGAAUAUGAACUUAUGUGUACCAGAUGCCACAACCUCUAGCAAAAAUUGGCAUUUACAUGUUUUAAAAAAGUUGUAUACCUUACCAGCUACAUAUAGCUUAUUACAGGAGUUUUGCAAAGAUUUUCAGAUGGAAGAAAACUUAGAUUCUGUAUUGAUACAACAGCUUGUUUAUUAUCUCUCAAAAUUAAAACUGCAAAUUAAAUCUACUCCUGACAAAAUAUUAAAACAAGGAUUAGUUGUUCAGCCUUCAGAACAGGAAAUAAAUAGAAUAUGUUCGGAUUAUACAAUUAAAUUGAACAAUACUAAGUUGAUUGGAGAAAUGGAGCAGCUUAUUCCAAUGAUUAAUCUAUAUGAUUAUGAGAUUUAUAUGGCAGUUCUGAACAUUCUAAAAACAACGGGACACCAAUCAUAUAGUAACUGGCUAGAAAUUUUAAAAUUUUUGAAAAGUUACACAAGGAAUGUUCCUUUUGGGCAAAUUGAACAUGAGGCUUGGACCCAAUGUCAUAGUGACGAUAUAUCUCCAUUAGCAAAAUAUCGAAUGCCGUUUUUGUGUGUUAUGGAUGCUGCAAAAGUAUUUGAAAUAAUAAAGCAUGAAGUUGAUGUUAGCUCAUGUAAACGAUGGCUCGAUAUUGCACAUAAUCUUCCUCUUAAUGAAUCCCAACGUCAUAUCAAAGACAGGUUAUGCCAGUAUGCAAUCAAAAAUACAAUGUUAAAAAUUUAUCAGCCUUCAUUAUCGCAAGAAUGGAGUUUGUCUAUGGUAGAAAAAGAAACCAGGGAAGAAUGUUAUGAAAUUCUAAACUUAAUAAAAGAUGUGGAAAGGUAUUCUGCUGUUAUGUACUUUAUAAUGAAUUAUUCAAGACCUGGCGCAGACUUAGUAGCAGCUUCAAAAAUUUGUUACGACUAUGCAGUUAAUUGUACAGACCAAAAGAUCAAAACAUCUGUGGAAAAGAUGUUACGUAAAUAUCCAAUGUACGCUACAAAGCAUAUUUUAACAUCCAAUAAUCUCAAUGAAGAUUAUUUGUUGCAAUUACUGGAGAAGCCUCAAGAACUGAUUUUUGCUCUUUAUGAUCAUCCGAUUGUGCUGAAUUGCGCCGGAUUUACAAUGAAUGACACACCUGAUAUUAAUAAAGUUGUUCAACAGAUAGCAGAAUUGCAUAAGUCAAUAGACCUACGUACUUUAAAACACAAUUUGAUUAACCAAUGGCUACAAGCUUCAAAUUUGGCCUCUAAUUUGGAUGAUUCAAUAACUAUGCAUAGCAUGGUUCCUGAAAAAGGUGAUACUGCUUUGGACAGUGCCAAAUGGGAUGAUAACUUAACGAGAGCAUGCUAUGUUCUAAAGUCUUAUGAUAAAAAGACUGUGAUCGAACUGUUGGGUACCAAUCUUGAAACUUCUGUUGAGUCAGUUCCUGUCAUAUGCAGAUUGCGAGCUUUAAGAUGCAUGAUUAAAGUGUGCGGACUAAAAUACAUUGAAGAAACUAUGUAUUUAGAUAGGCUGCAAGUUCAGAAGCUAAUUGGCGUUCUUACAACAAGACAUUAUUUGGAAUGCAUUGGAUUAUCAUACUCUAUGGAUGAUUAUAAUAAAAUCAAUAAAGAAUCUCUGGUUCAAUAUUUACUAAAGAACUUUAAUAAUAACACUAUCGCCAUUAGUUUCUGUGUUCAAAUUUGUCAGAAUAAUAAGAUUAUUACAGAAAAAAUUUGGGAUGAUAUAUUGGAAUCAUUAAUAUCGUUUGGGAUGAUCAAGGAGUUGCAAUCUGCACUAACAUGGCUAAGAACAUACCCAAAUUUAAACACAUUGCCUGUUAUUAAAAAGGCAUGGCAGUUUAUUAUUAAAAUGCCAUUUGUAGAAGCUGAUGUUAAAAGAAAUCCCGCCCAAGAAAAAAGUUGUGCUACUGCAUUACUUAAUUUACAGUGUUGUCCUGUGGCUGAAUCAAUAGAUCUUUUAGAUUUGGCAGAAUGUUGUAUUAAAGCUGAUCGUCCUUAUAUGGCAGCAGCUUUACUACCACUGGCUAAUGACGAGGAUAAGGAGAGCUUAUUAAAGUUAAUUCGUUCCAAAUCAUCACGUGAAGAUCUAGAAACAAAUGUUACAUUCUUGGAAGAAUUGGGGAUUUUAUUUGUUCCCCAAAUAUUACACAUCUUAAAGACGUAUUAA